UCAGAGAGGGAAAAAAGGGAAGCUUCCCGCAAAGAUUCAGUGGAAUUUUCACUAUCUCCUCCUUUCUUUUAACGGUCAGUUCAGUCCUUCUGCUUAGUGGAAUUCUGACUGUACCAGUACAAGUAUUGCAUAAUAUGUGCAAAAUUUGCAGCCUUGGCAACUGAUUAAAUCUUUGUGCUGGUGGAAUUCAUAAACAAACCUUGCAGGAUAAAUGUCUGCACCAACUACUUAGCUGAUUGAAACAUUACUUCAUUUGGAUAUCUCCUGAUACAUAGUUGCUAUAGUUGGUGAUGCACUCUGUGGUAAUGCAUAGGUACCUUUGGUGCUGCAUUGUAUUUGGAUAUCUUCAUACAUCUUUCAUUUUGGGACAGCAUAGGAAUAGGAGUACUGGCUCAGAAGACCAGCUAGGUCAAUCUGGGUCCCUUGUAAGCGAUUUUUCUCCAUUCCAUCACUCUGUAUCUGUUCAAAUAUCAUCUGCGUCAUUUCCAUUGAAUGAGUCAGUAUCUUGUGAGGACUUGGAAGGUGUAGGAUCAUUUAAUACUACAUGUUUACUAAGUUCAACUUUUCAUUUGGAUUCCGAUAUUCACAUAUAUGGAGUUGGAAACCUGGAGAUACUCCCUCAUGCUUCUAUAUCAUGUCCGGUGGAAGGAUGCACAAUAAUAUUCAAUAUGUCUGGUAACAUUAAACUUGGUCAGUAUGCAUCUAUUGUUGCUGGUUCUGUGGUUUUAUCAGCAGCCAAUAUGUCUAUGGAGUAUGGUUCAUCUAUUAACACAUCAUCUUUGGGUGGGGCACCACCUUCCCAAACUAGCGGCACUCCUUAUGGCUAUGAUGGGGCUGGGGGAGGGCAUGGUGGGCGUGGUGCAUCCUGUAUAAAAGAUAAUACCACAAACUGGGGUGGUGAUGUUUAUGCUUGGUCUACUUUGUCUGAACCAUGGUGUUAUGGCAGUAAGGGUGGCGGAAAAUCUGCUCUGAAAAAACUCGGAGGGAAUGGUGGGGGGCGUAUUAAGCUUCUAGUGAAUGACACUUUGUUUAUAAAUGGCUCUGUUACUGCAGCAGGUGGAGAUGGAGGGUCUGAUGGGGGUGGUGGGUCUGGUGGAAGUAUAAUAAUACAUGCCCUAAAGCUGUAA
Neltuma alba is the source of this 1127-nucleotide messenger RNA. RefSeq lists its product as uncharacterized. The record is from RefSeq and is a predicted model, not a curated record. Bases 291 to 1127 code for a protein of 278 amino acids. The transcript is spliced from 2 exons. Lineage: Eukaryota; Viridiplantae; Streptophyta; Magnoliopsida; Fabales; Fabaceae.